AUGAAGACCACAUCCCUAAUCCAGUUCACGGUGCUGGCGCUGGUGUUGGAGUGCGUGACGUCAAGAAGACUGCUCCCACCCAAGCGGCGGGGCUAUUACGCAAACUUCUUAGUCACGAACGGGAAAGGUGUCAGCGAAGAAGGCUUCAUCAUGAAUGCAGCGCUGUCCUGGGGCAAGUGGCGGCUGGGAGGUAGGGACGUGACCACAGUGAACAACAUUGGAUUCAACAGUGAUAAAUCGGCGGACUUCUUGGCUUCGGGGCGCUCCGGCAGUCCCUCCGGCACCGAGGGUACAUUCGAAAUACACGAGGGUGCGAAGAAGGUGGCUAUCGUCGAGUUCUCUAUACCGUUCUGGGGUAAGAACGAACUCAAAAUCCGCGACUUGGACGACCAGUUUGUGUGCAACCAGAGGGGCUUCACACCCAACGGCUCCCCGACUAUCAAUAUAAAUUGUCAUAAGAAAACCAGA
This is a messenger RNA of Iphiclides podalirius (scarce swallowtail), 468 nucleotides long. NCBI's taxonomy places the organism in Eukaryota, Metazoa, Arthropoda, Insecta, Lepidoptera, Papilionidae. The record is from the annotation of a GenBank genome assembly.